Messenger RNA from Drosophila subobscura, 1920 nucleotides. Its product is annotated as importin-4-like. Gene Ontology annotation, cellular component: cytoplasm; nucleus. Gene Ontology annotation, biological process: protein import into nucleus. Gene Ontology annotation, molecular function: nuclear import signal receptor activity. Bases 1 to 1920 code for a protein of 639 amino acids. The transcript has 2 exons. The record is from RefSeq and is a predicted model, not a curated record. NCBI's taxonomy places the organism in Eukaryota, Metazoa, Arthropoda, Insecta, Diptera, Drosophilidae.
AUGUCUGUUCACAUAUCGUCCGAGAAGCUUCUUCGCACACUAGUGCCCAUUAUCGAACCGGCUUUGCUGAGCGGGGAUCCACUGUACCGUCGCGGCGGCUACAUGUGCCUGGCCCUCAUCUCGGAGGGGUGCUCGGAGGCCUUCAAGCGCAAUAAUCUGGAAAAAAUGUUGAGCAUUAGCAUUAAGAGAGGCGUUGUCGAUAAAGAUCCUGGCGUACGUAGCGUAGCCUUCUUUGCCCUGGGUCAGUUCUCGGAGUAUAUGCAGCCGCAGAUAUCUGCUUUUGCAAUACAAAUUCUGCCCGUGCUCUUAGAUUUCCUGAAUAGUCUGGUGCUGGAGAAGGCGCUGGACCAAUCGGAGGGGCCCUGCUACAUGACGUAUGACCGAAUGUUUUAUGCUCUGGAGGUGUACUGCGAGAACCUCGAAGACAAAAUUGUGCAAUAUUUGCCAGUGCUGAUGGAGCGUCUGUUAGGUUGCAUGGACCCACGUAACAUCGUAAAAAUUCGACAGCUGGCGCUGUCCAGCAUCUCUGCGGUGGCCACCGCAUCCAAAGAGAAUUUCUUACCGUACUUUCCUACGAUUAUGGACGCACUGAAGCAGUGUCUGGUGUAUGAGUGCUCAGAGUCGCUGAAUCCGCUACGCAUUCAGGCCAUCGAUACACUGUCCUCGAUCUCCCGCACGGUGGGCAAGGAGAAUUUCAUGCAUCUCGCCCAGGAUACAACGCAGUUUACGCUGACCAUGCUGGAGCAGGGUCCCGAUGAUCCGGAUAUGAGGCGUGCCAUCUAUAGUCUGAUUGGAGGGCUAGCUAUUGUGGUGACUGAGAAUAUGGCCACUGUGCUGCCGAAGAUCAUGGAACGGAUUCUACAGACGGUGGCCACGACAGAGCAGGACUGCAGGACUGAAAACGAACAGGAUGGUGAUGUUGAGGAUGAUGAUAAAGAUGACUCUGACGAUUAUGAGCUGCAGGUUCAAAAUGACUAUCUCUUUGAGAAGGCAGAGGCCAUAAUAACCUUGAAGGAAUCCGCAGUCAAUUCGUAUAAAUCCUUCUCGCCCUACCUCACAAGGUCACUCGAAGCAGUCUACAAGAACAUUGAUCAUGGACAGGAGGUCAUUCGCAAGGCAUCCGUCGAUGCGCUCUGCGCCUUUGUGAUUGCCCUCGAUAAUGUGCUGGACACAGAAGGCGUUUUGCGAGCCUGCGCCAUUCUCAUGCCAAAGUUUUCCAAACUCAUUCAGACUGACAAGGAACCGUGUGUGGUUCGUAAUUUACUUUAUGAGCUUGAUGAUCUCAUCCGAGCCGUUAAGUCGGCGGCCUUUGCUACGCCUGAACAGGCAGAGAUUGUUGUUGGUGCCAUUGCAGGUGUGCUACAGAAUAAUACGGCCUGUCAGGACAGUGAGCACAGUGGCGAUGGUGACGCUGGUGAGGUGGACAAUGAGGAAAGCGAGUGCAAUGAGGUGCUCCUUGAGAGUGCUUGCAAUUUGGUGGCCACAAUUGGACAAGCUCUCGAACUGGUAUAUAAUGCUGAAGACAAGUCCUUUGGCUCGUUUUCUGUGAUUCUGCAGGCCCUCUCCAAUGCGAUCGCCAACGAGAAGGAUGCCUCAGUACUGGACAAUAUCUGUGGUGCCCUGGCGCGCCUGAUUAUAAACAAUUUUAAUCUGGUGCCUCUGGCUAAUGUACUGCCUGUGUUCAUCUCCGUUCUGCCCAUUCGCACUGACUUGGUGGAGAAUGCUAUGGUGCUCAAGGCCUUCCGUGUGCUCUACGUGAAUGCGCGUCCCAGUGUUGUCGAUUUCAUUAGCCAAAUGGUUUCCAUCACUCUACAUGUGCUGUUCAAUGGGCAGUUUGACGAUUGCGAGUCCCAUGUCAGUGCCAUCACCUUCAUGUUAGAAAUUCAAAGUGAAUAUCCCGACCAUUUCAACGAACACUAG